Bacillus rossius redtenbacheri is the source of this 1107-nucleotide messenger RNA. RefSeq lists its product as uncharacterized. The record is from RefSeq and is a predicted model, not a curated record. Lineage: Eukaryota; Metazoa; Arthropoda; Insecta; Phasmatodea; Bacillidae. Gene Ontology annotation, biological process: sensory perception of taste; chemosensory behavior; male courtship behavior. The transcript has a single exon. The coding region runs from base 1 to 1107 and encodes 368 amino acids. Gene Ontology annotation, cellular component: neuronal cell body; axon; membrane.
AUGCUCGAUUUUCACUCGUACGUGCUGAGUCAUGUUGAGCAGUCAACGACCACGUUCACGGUGUCCUACCUGGUUACAUUAUUCUCGAUACUCGUCACCAGCGAAGUGGGCAUCAUCGCGUUGUGGGCGAAGAAUUCGCGCAGGCGAAACGCCUUUGAGCUGCUUUCGACGGUCGACAAGAAAAUCCUCGGUAUCGCGCCCGGUAGCCACUUGAGAGAUCUGAAAAGCCCGAAAGCGAUCUUCGUAAUCACGUCUGUGGUGAUGUUCACCGCAGCCGUUGCCAAGAACUUGACUUUCUGCGGCACCCUGGAGCAGCAUCUGUACGCCGUCGGUUCGUACGCGAAGAACGUCGCGAUACUGGUGCUCACGGGAAACUACUUGAACAUGGUUAUGCUCAUCCAACAUCGGCUGAGAAUUCUUGAUGACGAGCUUCGCAAACAUACUUACUUGCGAAGAUCGUUCGUGCUGACAACGACCAAUGAGGGACUGUUGUCCACUUCGUCCACGCGUGCCAUUGGCUGCGCUUCCCUGUGGUGUCCGCGAAACCGUAGGAGUUCACUAAUCGAUUUGUUCGGUCCGAGAGUUGAUCUAGAACUCGAUGGCUUCGUCACCCUGGUUGCCGCUGUAAGAUCAGCGUACAACAGUCUGUGCAAUAUCACUUCUUUGGUCAACGACGUCUACGGAACGCCCAUUUUUUUCUACCUGCUGACGUUUUGUGCAGUCACUACCAGCAACUUGCUGCACAUCCUGUUGUUUUGGUUCAGGCCGGCCUACAUCGGCAACUCCAGCAUUUCAUACGCCACACUUUUCACUUUCUUGCUGUGGACCGUUUUCCAUAUUCUCCAGACGCUGACGGUCAUUUUCGCUUGCAGCGCUACGAAUCGGUGGCGACAGACCUUGAGUGACACUGUCAUAGAGUUGCUUGUGGAGCCAGGAAUGAGCGACGACGCAUCGAAGGAGCUCACGCUAUUCUCAGACGUGAUCCGUAUGCGAAGACUGGAGUUUAGUGCUGGCGGCUUCUUCACUAUAGACAUGCCUGAGCUGUUUUCCAUGUUCUCCGCGACCGUCACAUACUUGAUAGUCCUUAUCCAAUUUUCAUCACCAUGA